Penicillium angulare is the source of this 1740-nucleotide messenger RNA. RefSeq names its product MFS transporter. Lineage: Eukaryota; Fungi; Ascomycota; Eurotiomycetes; Eurotiales; Aspergillaceae. The record is from RefSeq and is a predicted model, not a curated record. The transcript has 2 exons. Gene Ontology annotation, molecular function: fluconazole transmembrane transporter activity. Gene Ontology annotation, biological process: xenobiotic detoxification by transmembrane export across the plasma membrane. The coding region runs from base 1 to 1740 and encodes 579 amino acids.
AUGGAAGCUGUCAUUCGAGAAGCCCCGUUGGGUCAGAUCGUCCGGUAUCUCACGAAAAAUAAGUACUUCCAAUAUCCCGAAGAAAAGCCCGGUUUCGAGCUUCCCGAAACAUGGAUCAAAAUUAUGCAGGAGCGUGAUGCUCCCCGCAAACCUAAUGUUUCUGGGGCCGAAAAUGAAGAGGAAAAAUCCGAAGAGCCAAGCAGCAGUCAAGGAAGCGACGCUAUCAGUCAUACUUCGACAUUGAACGAAGAUACCGAAGCAAACAAUCAGGACCUCGAGAAAAUCAAGUCCAUCCCAAUCACCCCCAAGAAGACAAAAAAUGGAGCUAUACUUGUUGAUUGGUACUAUACGGAUGAUGCGGAGAAUCCUCAUAAUUGGUCUAAUCUGAAGCGCGCUCUCAUGGCAACGAUUAUCUGUCUCUAUACAUUUGUCGUCUAUACAACAUCAGCUAUUUACACUGCUUCGGAGCAAGGCAUCAUGGCAGAAUUUGGAGUUGGAGAGGUAGUCGUUACUCUGGGACUGUCACUUUACGUUCUUGGGUAUGGUACUGGGCCUUUGAUCUUUUCUCCUCUGAGUGAAAUCCCUAUUAUUGGACGAAACCCAGUAUACAUCAUCACCAUGUUCCUUUUCGUGAUCAUCUCCAUUCCAACGGCAUUCGUGAAAAACUUCCCUGGUCUUAUGGUCCUCCGAUUCCUUCAGGGAUUUUUCGGCUCGCCAUGCCUUGCAUCUGGUGGUGCCUCCAUUGGCGAUAUGUACAGUUUCAACGCUUUACCGUAUGCUAUGAUGGCAUGGGUUGCUGCUGCAUACUGUGGACCUGCUCUAGGCCCACUCCUCAGCGGCUUCGCUGUCCCCGUUGAAGGUUGGCGCUGGUCCCUCUUCGAAUCAAUCUGGGCCUCCGCCCCAGUCUUCAUCAUCAUGCUUCUCUUCCUCCCAGAGACCAGCACCCCAACCAUCCUGCUCCGUCGCGCCCAGCGUCUCCGCAAGAUCUACAACGAGAAGCGCUUCAUGUCUCAAUCCGAAAUCGACCAACAACACAUGAAAGUCUCAGACAUUGUCGUGGACGCUCUGAUCAAGCCAAUGGAAAUCACAAUCAAGGACCCAGCCGUGCUCUUCGUCCAGAUCUACACCGCAAUCAUCUACGGAAUCUACUAUUCCUUCUUCGAAGUGUUCCCUCUGGUCUACCCAGUCGACUACGGCAUGAAUCUCGGCCAAAUCGGUCUAGUCUUCCUCUGUAUCAUGGUAUCUUGCAUUAUUGGCAUCGGUGGAUACUGGGCCUACCUCUACUUCUGGAUGAACCCUCGCAUUGCGCGCCUCGGAUGGCCAGUCCAAGAAUCCCGUCUCCUCCCAGCUCUACCUAUAUCCUUCGGCCCCACAAUCGGUCUCUUCCUAUUUGCUUGGACAGCGCGUGAAUCGAUCCACUGGAUCGUACCAACAAUCGGCAUCACGAUCUACGGCGCUACAGUCUUCGUCAUUAUGCAGUGUAUUUUCGUCUACAUUCCAUUGUCUUACCCGAAGUACGCUGCUAGUCUGUUCGCUGCCAAUGAUUUCUUCCGAAGUGCGCUAGCCUGCGGAAGUGUACUUUUUGCACACCCGCUAUUCGGUAAUUUGGGCGUUGCAAAGGGCACUAGUCUUCUUGGUGGACUUAGUGUCAUUGGAAUCAUUGGUAUCUGGUUGCUUUACUUCUAUGGAGCUAAGCUUCGCUCUAUGAGUAAGUUUGCUGUCUCGGAAGAGGAGUACUAA